Molecule: messenger RNA, 1250 nt
Organism: Rhipicephalus microplus (southern cattle tick)
Lineage: Eukaryota; Metazoa; Arthropoda; Arachnida; Ixodida; Ixodidae
Source: RefSeq, a predicted model, not a curated record
UUUGUAGCCGCAGUCUUUACGCUUCCGCUGAUCGUCUCAGCACCACUUCAAAGCCAGCCAUGAUCCGCGCCGUCGUGUUCCUUGCCUUGGCCUCCUAUGCCUCCGCUGCCGGAAGCCUUGGCUAUGGCCUAGGUCUUACUCACUAUGGCUUGGCUCAUGGCAUUGGCUACUCUGGAUUGACCGGAUAUGGACUCGGCUAUGCCCCUGCUGUCGCCCGCACGUAUGCCACAUACCACGCUGCUCCAGCCGUCGCCACUGUCCACCAUGCACCUGCUGUGGCCACGGUAGCUCACGCUGCUCCAGCCGUCGCCACGUACCACGCUGCUCCCGCAGUUGCCACCGUUGCCCACGCUGCGCCAGCCGUGGCUUAUGCCGCUCCGGCUGUUACUAGCGUUUACCGCUCGGCUCCAGUUGUGGCCGCCGCUCCAGCUGUCGCGACCGUUGCCCAUGCCGCUCCAGCUUACACAUAUGCCGCUGCUCCAGCCAUCACUAGCGUGUACCGCUCUGCUCCAGUCGUAGCCGCUGCUCCAGCUGUCACCACCGUUCAUCACGCUCCAGCCGUGACUUAUGCCGCUCCGGCUGUCGCCAGCGUGGUCCGCUCGGCUCCAGUUGUGGCUGCCGCUCCAGCUGUUGCCACUGUUGCCCACGCCGCUCCAGCCGUGACUUAUGCCGCUCCAGCUGUCACCAGCGUCGUCCGCUCUGCUCCAGUUGUGGCUGCCGCUCCAGCUGUUGCCACUGUUACCCACGCCGCUCCAGCCGUGACUUACGCUGCUCCGGCUGUCACCAGCGUCGUCCGCUCUGCUCCAGUUGUGGCUGCCGCACCCGCUGUUGCCACUGUUGCGCACGCCGCCCCAGCCGUCACCUACGCUGCUCCAGCUGUCACCGCUGUGCACGCCGCCCCAGCAGUUGCCACCGUUCACGCUGCUCCAGCCGUUGCCACUGUCCACCAUGCUCCGGCUGUCGCCACCAUUCACCACGCCGUCCCAGCUUACGGCUACGGAGUGAGCAGCCUUGGCUAUGGUGUUGGACACUACGGAUACGGCCAUGGUCUCCUUGGCUACGGUCUCAACUAUGGCUAUGGCCUUGGCUCUCCUCUCCAGUACAGUGCUCUCCUCCGCAAGAAGAAGUAAACAAGCUACAUAAGCAAAACAAUCUGGCAGAAUCUACACAGCAGGGAAUCUCAGCGUGGUGCGCUUCUUUAAAAGAUAGCACUCGUGUCUAUGAUCAAAUAAAAAGUUUUUCCUUUAUUC